Messenger RNA from Glycine soja, 1725 nucleotides. Its product is annotated as pentatricopeptide repeat-containing protein At4g14190, chloroplastic-like. The coding region runs from base 32 to 1561 and encodes 509 amino acids. The record is from RefSeq and is a predicted model, not a curated record. The transcript is spliced from 2 exons. Gene Ontology annotation, molecular function: protein binding. Lineage: Eukaryota; Viridiplantae; Streptophyta; Magnoliopsida; Fabales; Fabaceae.
UUGGCUUGAAAAUUGAAAUGAAGGAAGAAAAAUGGUGAAUGCACUCAGUCAUAAUCAGAGUCACUUUCUGGUGGUGCUGUUGAACUCCAAUUCCAAUUGCAGAGGGAGCAAGAGUGGUAACAACACCGUCUUCCGAAAACCCUUUGUGAAAUUCCGAACCCUCACCACUCAAAUUUGCCACUCCUCUUACCACCGAUUCGCUGACACAAAGCACACAACCCUUCUGGUUGAGACUUACCAUCUCCAUGACAGCCUCAGAGCUUUACUUGCAAAGCUUCAGAAGGAAGAUUGCAACCCUCUCCACGUACUCGCAGAAGAUGGUGAUUGGUCCAAAGACCAUUUUUGGGCCGUUGUCAGGUUCCUUAAAAGUGCCUCAAGGUUCACCCAAAUCCUUCAGGUGUUUGAUAUGUGGAAGAACAUUGAGAAAUCACGAAUUAGUGAGUUCAACUAUAACAAGAUCAUAGGCUUGUUAUGUGAAGGAGGAAAGAUGGAAGAUGCAUUAUCUGCAUUGCGAGAUAUGAAAGUUCAAGGUAUCAAGCCUUCUUUGGACACUUACAAUCCAAUAAUUCAUGGAUUAUCCAGAGAAGGUAAGUUCAGUGAUGCUUUACGUUUUAUUGAUGAGAUGAAAGAAUCUGGCUUAGAGCUGGAUUCUGAAACCUAUGAUGGUUUGCUUGGAGCCUAUGGGAAAUUUCAAAUGUAUGAUGAGAUGGGUGAGUGUGUGAAGAAGAUGGAGUUGGAAGGAUGUUCUCCUGAUCAUAUCACUUAUAAUAUACUUAUCCAAGAGUAUGCUCGUGCUGGGCUACUCCAGAGAAUGGAAAAGCUUUAUCAAAGAAUGGUUUCAAAAAGAAUGCAUGUACAGUCUUCUACUCUUGUCGCAAUGCUGGAGGCUUAUACCACAUUUGGGAUGGUUGAAAAGAUGGAAAAUUUUUAUAGAAAAAUCUUGAGCUCAAAAACAUGUCUAGAGGAUGAUUUGAUUAGAAAAGUGGCUGAAGUUUAUAUCAAGAACUACAUGUUUUCUAGAUUAGAGGACCUGGCACUAGAUUUAUGUCCAGCAUUUGGUGAGAGCAACCUUGUAUGGUGUCUCCGUCUUCUUUCUUAUGCAUGUCCUUUGAGUAAAAAAGGUAUGGAUAUAGUUGUUCGAGAAAUGCGAGAUGCAAAGGUUAAUUGGAAUGUCACUGUUGCAAAUAUUAUCAUGUUGGCUUAUGUGAAGAUGAAAGAUUUCAGGCAUUUGAAAAUUUUGCUAUCUCAGUUGCCAAUCUACCGGGUGCAGCCUGAUAUAAUCACUAUUGGAAUUCUAUUUGAUGCCACUAGAAUUGGUUUUGAUGGUAGUGGAGCUUUAGAAACAUGGAGAAGAAUGGGCUAUCUAUACAGAGUAGUAGAAAUAAAAACAGAUUCUCUGGUCCUUACGGCAUUUGGGAAAGGUCAUUUUCUUAAAAGCUGUGAAGAAGUGUACUCUUCCCUUCACCCUGAGGACAGAAAAAGGAAAACAUGGACUUACCAUGAUCUCAUUGCUUUAUUGUCAAAACAUACUGGUACCAUCGACUGUAUAAAACCUAGAUAGUUAACCCAUCUUUGCUUUUAUGAAAGUUAAAAAAAAAAUGUAAAAAGAUUGUGAUAUCUUACUUUCUUGUUUCCAGUUAAGUUGGGAUGAUGUAAAAAAUAUUAAUGCUAUUUGGCAGGGUGAAGACACUUUCAAUUUUGAAAUGAAUUUAGUUUAUUUAAAAA